Doryrhamphus excisus (bluestripe pipefish) is the source of this 2237-nucleotide messenger RNA. RefSeq names its product heat shock transcription factor 2 (gene hsf2). The record is from RefSeq and is a predicted model, not a curated record. Gene Ontology annotation, biological process: regulation of DNA-templated transcription. Gene Ontology annotation, molecular function: sequence-specific DNA binding; DNA-binding transcription factor activity. Lineage: Eukaryota; Metazoa; Chordata; Actinopteri; Syngnathiformes; Syngnathidae.
GCGACCACUGCAACCGGAAGUUGUAUGAGUAUCCACAACAUCAGACACAUUGCUGUGACUAUUAGCAUUCGAAGCCAGAGAAAACGUCGCGGAUUGCUUGUCAAUGUUUCUGUGCUUUUGAGAUGAAACACAACUCGAACGUCCCAGGUUUCCUCACCAAGCUGUGGACGCUGGUGGAAGAUGCGGACACCAACGAACUUAUAUGUUGGAGUCAGGAGGGCAAUAGUUUCCUGGUGCUGGAUGAGCAGCGCUUUGCCAAGGAGAUUCUCCCCAAGUUCUUCAAGCACAACAACAUGGCCAGCUUCAUCAGGCAGCUCAACAUGUAUGGAUUCCGUAAAGUGAUGCACCCUGAGCAAGGCAUUGUCAAGCAGGAGAGAGACGGCCCUGUGGAGUUUCAGCAUGCUUUUUUCCAACAAGGACAGGAUGACCUUCUGGAAAACAUCAAGCGGAAGGUCUCCAACACUCGGCCUGAGGAGAAUACGAUCCGACAAGGAGACCUGUCCAAGAUCUUGGCGACUGUUCAGAGUGUUCACAGCAAGCAGGAGAACAUCGAUGUCAGGCUGGCAACACUGAAGAGGGAGAAUGAAGCGUUGUGGACAGAGAUCUCGGAUCUGAGACAGAAGCACGCCCACCAGCAACAACUUAUCAAGAAGCUGAUCCAUUUCAUCGUUACAUUGGUACAGAACAACCACAUCUUGAAUUUAAAACGCAAAAGGCCAAUUCUCAUGAACAGCAAUGGAAAGAAGCCCAAAUAUAUUCAUGAGAUCUACGAUGAAGUGUGUGUGGAGCAGUCACCCGUCAGCAGUCUGAAUAGCGUGAAAGACGAUGUUAUCAUCUGUGACCUGACAGAGAACGAAACCGAGGUCACAGACUGGUCUCCCAGAACCAACGAGCCAGGGGAUGUGGAAAUAGUGGAAGUGGAUGCGGGCCCCGGCCCCGCCACCGUGCUGGCUGUCGAGGCGGAGGCCAGCACAACGAGCACAGAAGAGGCCGAGCAGGUGGAAGAGCCGAGGAACAACAUGUUGGACAGCAGCAGAGCAACCAGCAGCGCUCUUCAGCUCAAUAAAACUUCAGGCCUGAGUCUGGAAGACCCCGUCAAGUUGAUGGACUCCAUACUGAAGGAGAAUGGCGCCUUUUCACAGAACAUCAACCUGCUGGGCAAGAUGGAUCUGAUGGACUAUCUGGACAGCAUUGACUGCAGUCUGGAGGAUUUUCAGGCCAUGCUUUAUGGGAAACAAUUUGGCGCGGAUGCCUUGGAGGAGAACGUGCCGUCAAAAGAAGGCCAAGCACAGAUGAACCGCUGCAAGCAGCUGGAAGACAACGCGGACAAGCAGUUAAUCCAGUACACCUCCUGCCCCCUGCUGGCCUUCCUGGACGGCUGCGUUGGCCCCGCUGAGGUGGACCUGGGCGGCGGCAGCGGCACACAGCUGCCCCCCUCCACUUCCACCGCCUCCACGGGUCCGGAACCCCCCUCGGACCUGCUGGAUGGCGGCGUGGAACGUAAGCGGCUCGGUCGCAGCUCCCUCAUCCGCCUGGAACCUCUGACGGAGGCGGAGGCCAGCGAGGAGACCCUUUUCUACCUGUGUGAACUCAGCCCCGACUCACCACAGAUGGACGCCAUGUGAGCAGAAAACUUCUCACGCUUUCCCUCCGGCUGCGCUUUGUCCCCUUUCACACAAUACCAUGCAUUUUAGCUUUGGAACAUCGCAACACAGCCCUGCCUCGUUUACUCAAUUCCAAGAUGAUGGCGUCCUGGCUGCAGAGUUCUGUGUGGAAUGAAUCUUACGGUUAUAAAGGGAAACAUUUCCUGCCAUGUUUGCUUUAUUUCAUUCUUUUUAUUACGUCCUGGUUUUGAUAUGGAUGCUUUUUAUGGCGGUGCUGUGUUUUACGUACAGAUUGUAGUACGGUGAGAAAGGAAAGAAGACCUAAACAGACUGUAAAUACUUCUGGACUGUAGUCUUCAUUUAUUCUUUUAUGAUUUGUCAUUAGCAACAUUCCUUAAGGUCCUGAUCACAUGUUUGCUUGCUAACAUUGGCAUCUGGAAUAAAGCUGACUGUACACGAAGCCUAACAAAAAUAUCUAAAUAGAAAUCAUAAAUAACACUUUCUUCAAAAAGAUUUCAUUUUGUUACUCCAUUUCUUUUGUAGUGUUGAUUCUGUUGUGUUGUAAAGUUUACAUGACAUGGAUAUGCAAAAUGUACAUUUCAAUAAAUAGUGACUACUGCUUUCAUUUGGAAA